UUUAUUAUGUUGCACCAUGACAAGCAAGACAAGCGUUGCGUUUUUAUUGAAUUGUUCUGGAAAAUAGGGUUGUGGUGUGAUCUGACUUUUUAGAUUUUCGCCCUAAAAAUCAUGCCUUCUUUUUGUCAACAAUAUCUCUCGAAACGAAAUAGAACACGCUUGGCUUGGUCCUGAUGAAACUGACUGACAAGGCUGAUAUUGUGGUAAUAUUCAACAGAGAGAGUACAAGAUCUCCCCAUCCGCAUUGCCGAAUUGACUUGGCUCAAUUGUCUAGGCUACUGUGUUUGUAUACAAGGUCCUACAUCACAGCCAACUGAUUAGACUGCCUGGCGCCUCCUUGAAAGCCUACAGUUUUCCUGAAAGACUUCUAAAUGAUCCAUCUGGCAGGAGACAACGGUAACUAGCAUAUUGUUGGUAUUGAGCUCCACUAGGAUCAACCAUGUUUGGAAAUCUCUUCAAUGAGGAUAGCCAGAUGGUAGGGCCAGAUAACUUGACAACAUCCUCUAUACCAGCGCCUCCUGCCCACAGAGCUGAAUGUCACUUAGCUGGAAUUGAUAACCUUGGAGCCACGUGCUACCUCAACUCACUUUUGCAGACUUUACUGUAUACACCUGAAUUCAGAGAAAAACUCUUUGGGCUGUCAGAAAGAGAUCUUGGCAGGUUGCAAGACAAGGACAAUCCUGGAGCCAGGGUGCGUGUGAUUCCCCUCCAGCUCCAGCGUCUGUUCUCCCAGCUCUUGUUGAGUGACCAGCAGAGUGUCAGCACAAUACAACUGACCAACAGCUUUGGCUGGACAAACCAUGAGGAGUUUCAACAGCAUGAUGUGCAGGAGUUAAACCGCAUUCUGUUCAGUGCCAUCGAGGACUCACUGAUGGGCACCGAAGGACAGAACAUCAUUCAAGAACUCUACCACGGCACCAUUGUCAACCAGAUAAUAUGUUCGAAGUGCAAGAAGGUCAGCGAACGAGAGGAAGACUUUCUUGACUUGACACUGGCUAUUGCCGGUCUGUCCGGUUUGGAGUCUGCUCUCAAUCAGUGUUAUCGUCAGGUGGAAGUGAUGGAUGGACGCAACCAGUACCGCUGUGAGACCUGCGGCACCUACACAGAUGCUACAAAGGGGGCUAAGUUGCGGAAGCUGCCGACUGUUCUUACAGUCUCCUUGUUGAGGUUCAGCUACGACUUUGUCAAAAUGUCACGCUACAAGGAAAACGGCCGGUUUACAUUCCCCAUGGAACUAGAUAUGAAGCCAUAUUCUGAGAAGGAGGUAUGCGCCAACUCUGAUGGUAUUUAUGAGCUCUUCUCAGUGGUGGUCCAUCGUGGGGGAGCGUAUGGAGGACAUUACUUUGCCUACAUCCGGGAUAUUGACAGCCUUGGCCACUGGGAUUUACAGAAUGAAGUGGCUGCACAACCUAAGGCCGACCCUCAAGGGACUGGAUUGGAUGUUAUAGAAUGUCAGUCUCCUGUAGAUUUGGUGGAGAACAUUUUGGGCCAAGAGUCUCAUGGCUCCAUGUCGAUUGACAGGCUCUGUGCGGAAAUUUCCAAGACCACAGGUGUGUCGUGGAACAAACGCUUCAGGAAGACUUAUGGGCCCAUCAACAAGUUCUUGAAAUCAUGCAGUUCAUUUGACUACAAUGGGGACUCCAAUUGGGUGAGCCUUCGUAAUACUGAGCAAAAUGACUCAGGAGAUUCUCAGACUACAGACAAGCAAAACAAGACUGGAGAAGAGGAAGAGAAAAAGAUUGAGGAUAAUUUGAAGAAGGGUGAAAACAGAGCUCCCCCAUCAACAAAGGACAAAAGACCUUCUUCUCCAGAACCUGAGCCGGGCCACAGGUGGUUUUCCUUCAAUGAUUCUCGCGUGUCCCCGAUCAGCACACAUGAUAUAGAGAAACAAUUCUCUGGCAAAGAGAGUGCGUACAUGCUGUUCUACAGACUGAAGUCUCUAAACAGGCCUACAGAAGGGGCAGGGGACAGGGCUUUCAAUGUUCCAGAUGUUUUGGUGAAGGAGGUAGAGGAACUGAACAAGUCUCUGGAGGCACAGAGGCAAGAGUAUGAGGCAGCUAUCAACAGAGUCAGCCUGAAGAUUUACCAUCAAGAAGAUUUUCGCUAUGAUGGUGUGCUGCGCUCUAAAUCAUCUACUAACUGUGAAACUGAGCAUUUUGUGAUAGAUAUAGACCGUCGGAGCAGUCUGGGUCAGUUGCGCAUGGAGAUAAUGCAGAGAUUGGAGUCAAAGCCAGAUUAUGCGAUGCAUGACUUUUCCUUGCACAGACUGAAACCUUGCUGUGGCGGGUAUCAUCUGUUUGAAGAAUUUGAGGAUGAGAGUUCCAGUCUUCAGGACCUGGGCUUAUCCGCAGACUCUGGUUUGUUUGUAUGGAAUGGAGCUGUGAUAAAUGAGGAGUUUGUGGCUACCGGCGAGGCGUGUGAGCCAAUUUUCCUGACUGUGCGGGAUUCUGACAUACAAAGACUGUUGGCUCAGGUAGUGCUGGCUAAGAACAAAAGUCUGCUGGACCUGUACAAGGUGGUGGUGUCUGCCACCGACCUGGAGCUCAGGGAGAUGAAGCUCAGUCAUCUCAGCGAGUUGGGAGAUAAUGGAAAUCACACUCUGAGGGCUCUGCCUCUAAGCGAUACUGUGAGUUUGGCAGAGUCAGGUCUGGGCAAUGGCAGUGUGUUACUUGCUGGACCUAUCGAUGACAGUGAGGCUGGCACACAACCUCAGAAGGAACAAGAAACUGAAGCUUGCCAGGGCAACAGAUUACCUAUGGAGCCUGAGUGGUCUAUCACUCUGCAGGAGCGACUGGAGCGACUGGCUGGGAACCUAGGUCAAGUAACCUGUAGAACUGCAGUGGCCCGCACAAGACCUUCUGUGAGUGUGAAGGAUUUCAAAGUCCAGGCUAUGAAUCUUCUCCAAGUGCAUGCAGUGUCAACAGAAACAGUCAGAUUGAGAGAAGACCAUCGCAGUCUAGGACUAAAACCUCCAUUACGUGAAGGUCUCAGCUUACAAGAUUGUGGUCUUUCUGAUGGUGCCUGUGUUGUUCUGGAAAGUGGGAGGCCACCACAGGACACAGAGAUGACAAUCAGUGUGAAUAAGGUGGAGAAUGGCAAGCUGAUGUCUAAGCAUGAGUUUCUGGUGGACAGAGCGCUGACUGUGCAGAGCCUGCUUCAAGCAGCGUGUCAGCUCAUGGACUGUGAAGGAAACCAGUGGUAUCUGAGCAAGACGGACGUGUAUGGCGACCCGUCUGAGGCCUUGGAGAAUCUGGAUGUUUCUCUGCUGGACUUGCUGAUCAAUGACGGGGACACAUUGGUGCUGCAGCCAGGUGUGCUGGUCAAGAAGGACGAGGUGUGCCUGACUGUGCUGCUGGUGAUGGAAGAAGCAGGAAAUUUUGGCCAAGAGAUGGGCUCAGGGGACAGGCCAGGUUGUGUCUCAUCUCUUAACCGACAGGAGGAGGAGGACAAAAUUAUGUUGGAACUGGCCAGCAGGUUGUCCGUGAAGGAUCACGUCCCCAGAAAAGAUCUCAAUCCUCUGAAUGUUUGUUUGUGCCCAGCUUUUCAACAGCUCUUUGAAAAUCCAUUGGUGGUGCCAAAAGCAACUGGUGUGGAGAGAUUGAAGGAAGAGUUGCUGUCUACACCACAAUUCCAGGACCUGCGGAUUCCAACCCUCAACUUUAUGCGCCUCAGAGUCAUUGAGAAUAACAGACUGAAGGGGGUGAUCCGAAAUUCCUCACAAACACUCAGGCAUGCCAACUCUAAAGAAGGUGUCCAUCUAGCUAUACAGAUUCUGAAAAAAGAGGAAACUUUGGGCCUACAUGAAAUCUUACUGAUGGUGGCACAGAAGAUCAGCGGUUCUCGCAUCUACAUGCCAGCACAAGAGUUUGUGUGGAACAGCUCUGCUGGAGUCGGGGCUGGAGAUCUGAAGAAAGCCGUGGCAUCGCGGUUCGAACUGCCUCUCCAUGAUAUACUGUUGGCGAAAUAUAACCCUGACACCUGUGUGUGGACAGUGCUGCGUGAUAUGCCACAGAAAACUGUAAAGAACAAGGGCAAGAAACGUGGAAAUCAUAAGACCAACAUCCGCCAAGCCCCAUAUUACGUGCAAGACGGAGAUCUCGUCGGUAUCAAGAUUCUGUCUGGUGAUAAAGGCUUCCUAGAUGCGGAUGAUUUUUCCACACAGGAAGAUAUUGAGAAACGACUGAUUCUACAACAGAUUGUUGAAGAGAAGAAGAGAAUGCGUGAAGAGAGAAAAAAGAUGCAAGCUUUUGAUGGAUUCCCAUCCCAUCGGCGUCCAGAAGUUCCCUUGACUAUCAAAGUGGACAAGUUUUCCUGACCAUGAUCUUGAAGUCAACUUUCUAAAGCCCACUAAAAACAAAAUAAUUAUUUUGUGCAGUGUUAUACUAGCCGCAACAUGUCUUUCAGAUGCUCUUGUCUUUCUGGGAAUGCAGGACUGUCAUACAGUUUACCUCAUUGUUACAGUUUUCUCUCUUUAAUAUCAGAGUCUUUGAAGGAGUUUUGACUUUUUUUUUUCACCAAGAGCUUUUUUAUACGUAUUUUAACACCUUCAUUGCCAGGUCUGCUGUCCUGUAGAACAAUCCAGGCCAGUCUUGGGCGUGGCGUGAUAAGAGAACUCAUGUUAUGUU
Messenger RNA from Aplysia californica (California sea hare), 4625 nucleotides. RefSeq names its product ubiquitin carboxyl-terminal hydrolase 40. Lineage: Eukaryota; Metazoa; Mollusca; Gastropoda; Aplysiida; Aplysiidae. The record is from RefSeq and is a predicted model, not a curated record. The transcript is spliced from 35 exons. Bases 440 to 4315 code for a protein of 1291 amino acids. Gene Ontology annotation, cellular component: cytosol; nucleus. Gene Ontology annotation, molecular function: cysteine-type deubiquitinase activity; cysteine-type endopeptidase activity. Gene Ontology annotation, biological process: protein deubiquitination.